Abrus precatorius (Indian licorice) is the source of this 2689-nucleotide messenger RNA. RefSeq names its product probable LRR receptor-like serine/threonine-protein kinase At1g63430. Gene Ontology annotation, biological process: protein phosphorylation. Lineage: Eukaryota; Viridiplantae; Streptophyta; Magnoliopsida; Fabales; Fabaceae. The transcript is spliced from 13 exons. The record is from RefSeq and is a predicted model, not a curated record. Gene Ontology annotation, molecular function: protein kinase activity; ATP binding; protein binding. The coding region runs from base 505 to 2493 and encodes 662 amino acids.
AGAAGAAAAUUAAUAAUUUUUUAUUAUCCACAUACCACCAUUUUUAACACAAUUCAAAAUUAAAAGACCCUUCUUUUUCAGCUUAACUAAGUGCUAUCAAAAUCCGAUCUUGGAUAAACUCUCUUUGAAUCCAAGCUUCUUCCUCUUCUGGGUUGCCUUCAAACUUGAGUCUAGUGCAGUGUCAGUGUCACCAUUUGCUUCUUCUCUCUUCCUCAUUCCAGUGCCACUUUUCAAUUCUCGGAUUUAUAGCUCCUUUCUUUCACCACUUCUAUACAUACACACUAUAUCAGUAUUCAGUAGUGUGCAUAUAUUAGAACCUUUGAACUUGGCUUAGUUUGUUAUUUUUUGUAAGUCCCAGCAAGUUCUGUGAAAUUUAGUUUAUGCUAUCUUUUUAUUCUAUUGUUGUUGGGAAGUGCUUCUUGGACUUUAUUGGUUAGAUAUCAUAGAAGGUGGUGGUUAACAAGGAAGAAGAAACAAAAGAGUGUAGAAAGUUUUGGGAGAAAAAUGAAGUUAUGUACUUCAUUGUUGUUACUAGGUUUGUUUUCCACGCUCUCUUUUGUGGCUUCUGAUAUGGUGCCCUCAAAUGAAGUUUGGGCUCUCACGACUUUCAAGGAAGCUGUGUUUGAAGAUCCACACAUGGUUUUGUCCAAUUGGAAUACUCUGGAUUCAGAUCCUUGUGGUUGGGGUGGUAUUUCUUGCACUGCUACUCGAGAUCAUGUCAUCAAGCUCAACAUAUCAGGGUCAUCGUUAAGGGGGUUUCUUGCUCCAGAAUUUUGGAAAAUCACCUACUUAGAAGAACUGAUCUUGCAUGGAAACAAUCUCAUUGGAAUAAUACCUAAAGAAUUGGGCAUGUUAAAAUCUCUUAAGGUGUUGGAUUUGGGAAUGAAUCAGUUAUCAGGACCAAUUCCUCCAGAGAUUGCAAAUUUGACCCAAGUUGUAAAAAUAAAUCUGCAGUCCAACGGGUUGGCUGGUAGACUACCUCCAGAGCUAGGAAAUUUGAAAUACCUGCAAGAACUUAGGCUGGAUAGGAAUAAGCUUCAAGGACCUGUUCCUGCAGGUGGCACUUCAAAUUUUUCUUCAAAUAUGCAUGGCAUGUAUGCCUCAAAAGCUAAUUUGACUGGCUUCUGUCGUUCGUCUCAGUUAAAAGUUGCGGAUUUUUCAUAUAACUUUUUUGUUGGUAGCAUACCCAAAUGCUUGGAGUAUCUUCCAAGAUCAAGCUUUCAAGGGAAUUGCCUCCACACCAAAGGCGUAAAACAGCGGACUUCUCUGCAAUGUGCUGGUGCUUCACCUGCCCAAGGCCGUUCAGUAAUGAAUCCAAAAAAUCAACCUGUGACUAAACAUUUGUCCAAGGAUCAUGGAGCAUCAAAACCUACUUGGCUUUUAGCUCUAGAAAUAGUGACAGGAACCAUGGUGGGUUCUCUCUUUCUGAUAGCCAUUCUAACUGCAUUCCAGAGGUGUAACAACAAAUCAUCUAUCAUUAUUCCAUGGAAAAAAUCUGCAAGCGAAAAAGAUCAUACUGCAAUAUAUAUAGACUCUGAGAUGUUGAAGGAUGUGAUGCGGUAUAGUAGACAAGAGCUUGAAGUGGCCUGUGAAGAUUUCAGCAACAUAAUUGGGUCCUCACCAGAUAGUGUGGUCUACAAGGGUACAAUGAAAGGUGGGCCUGAGAUUGCUGUAAUUUCCCUCUGCAUCAAGGAAGAGAAUUGGACAGGAUACCUUGAUCUCUAUUUUCAGAGAGAGGUGGCAGACUUGGCAAGGUUAAAUCACGAUAAUACGGGAAAGCUUCUAGGAUAUUGUAGAGAGAGCACUCCAUUUACAAGAAUGCUGGUUUUUGAGUAUGCGUCAAAUGGGACACUUUAUGAACACCUACAUUGUUAUGGAGAAGGGUGCCAGUUGUCUUGGACACGGCGUAUGAAAAUUAUCAUUGGCAUUGCACGUGGACUCAAGUAUUUGCACACUGAAAUUGAGCCGCCAUUCACUAUCUCAGAGUUGAAUUCCAAUGCUGUAUACCUUACAGAAGAUUUUUCCCCUAAGCUGGUUGAUUUUGAAAGUUGGAAGACAAUUCUUGAAAGAUCAGAAAAAAAUUCUGGUUCUGUUAGCAGCCAAGGUGCUGUUUGUCUUCUACCAAACUCCCUUGAAGCACGCCAUCUUGAUACCAAAGGAAACAUUUAUGCCUUUGCAAUACUACUACUGGAGAUUAUCAGUGGCAGACCUCCAUACUGCAAGGAAAAAGGGUACUUGGUGGAUUGGGCCAGGGAGUAUCUUGAAAUGCCAGAAGUAAUGUCAUAUGUGGUGGAUCCUGAGUUGAAACAUUUUAGAUAUGAAGACCUCAAAGUAAUAUGUGAGGUGAUAACUCUUUGUAUCAGUCCCGAUCCCUCUGCGUGUCCAUCAAUGCGAGAAUUAUGCAGCAUGCUUGAGAGCAGAAUAGUCACAUCCAUUAGCGUGGAGCUCAAGGCAUCAUCUUUGGCUUGGGCUGAACUAGCACUUUCAUCAUAAUUGAAUCAAUAUUAUACUAACUAACACACACAACACACACUACUGAAGCAGACCUAUAGCCAAGAAUAUUUUACUGACUACUUUACUUUUACCCUUUGAUUUGCUUUUCAUCUUUUUCUAUUUAAUUUUAUUUUUCACCUGUAUAUGAUUGUUCGAAAAAAGGGUUUGAUGCAUUAUUAAGGUAUCCUUGUAUAGC